GGAGCUGUGCGCGGUGCUGACCGCCGGCCGCGGAGCUGUCCGCAGUGCUGACCGUGGCCGAGACCUGAGGCUGUAGCAGCGGGGCUGGGGUCCUGCGGCUCAGGCCGCUGGCCGGCCUGAAGCAGAGGGGCUUUGGCUUUUCUCUUUCCAUCCACUCUGCUUCCGUGGAUAGCAGUCCCGUUCCAUCCUCCAGCACCGUUCCCAUGCUCUGGCUGCACUACCAUGCCACAUCAGUCUGACCCUCUGCAAGCAACCAGUUCCCUCACAUUGCCCUGGAUGAAAGAGCCUGGAUGGGGGGCCUGUGUGGGGACUGGGUAGCUCCGGGUCCUUCCCCCAGUUCCCCUUCUGGAGUUGUGUUCAACACCCUCCCUGAAGUCCCGCGCCAGGUCACUGUCCCCACGUGGGGCUGUGGAAUGACCAGGUCGUUCCUGGUGGAGAAAUUGGUAUCGGAUGCUCUUGCAUUGAGGAGGCAGGUGUUUCAUGUCUGGCUUGUGCCGGCUGGGAGCGAAGGGGAGGGGGAGCUGCCUUUGUUCCAGACAAGGGAGCAGAUGCAUGUCAGUGUACAGCCUACUGGGGAUGCACACACGCAGCACAAACACACGUGCAUGCAAGCACAUGCGCACACUCCUCACCAAGAACAUGUGGUGCAAAGCAGACCCUCUUCUCAGCUAUCCCACUUUAUGCUGGAUGAGUCUUCCUGGGCACAGACCUGCUCCCAGCCUACCCUCUGCUGGCCUCCUCCUUUCCAGCAGCUUGUGAAAAGGGAUGGGCUCUUUGUGACAGACUACUUCACCCGCACACCACGCAAGCUCAGCCCCUUCCGCUCCUUUGCCAGCAUCGAGCUCUUCCAUUUCCACAUUCCUGAGGACACUGUCAUUGCCGUCUGGAACCUCAUCACUUUCAAGGAGCAAGGUGGCACCUUUGGGGAUCAAUGCCCAGACCGCAGCAUCACCGUGUAUUUCCGCUCAGGGGCUCCCUCUGUCAUUAACCCGCUGCACACGCACUUCCCCAGGGACACGGCCGUCCCUGGCUCCUUCGCACUGACCCUCACCUGGACCCUGCCCAACCGCACCACAGGCGUGUUCAAUGUCACCAGCCCACUGCCCGGGGACUGGUUCCUGGCUGCCCACCUGCCCAAAGAUGAGGGCAAGAUCUCCGUUAAGGGACUCUACGAGGAGUGCCAGUAUCUCUUCCAGCCACAGCUCAUCGUGCAGCGCCUGGUGAACAUCGCUGUGCUGUACCCCGGUCAUGUCACCGAGCAGAGCAUGGCCCCUCACAACCGCUCCUGCCUCUACAAGGUCUUUGUGCCCAGCUACACAUCGCAAGUACUCGUGGAGGUGCUGCGGUGCCGUGGGGCCGAGGGCUGUCCACUCUGGCUGCGUGUGCGGGCCAAGGCUCCCCCCCUGCACAACUCCACAACCCUGGACUGCCAGGAACACACUCCCUGCCAGCUGGCACAGGACCUGCCCUUCUGGCAGCACUGGUACUACGUGCUGGUGGAGAAACACCCUGGGGUGCCGGGCACCAUCUCCUUCCAGGUCACUGUACAGCUCACAGACUGUUCCCGACCCAGCCUGGCCCGGCCACCCUUCCUGCCCUCCAGCGCCUCCAUGAACAUGCCCCACUCCUUUGGCUCCGCGGGUGGGCUGGCACUGGGGGACAGCCCUCCACCCACCAGCCCCAACGACACGAAGCACCCAGUCCCCAUCCCUGUCACAUUACACACCGGAGAGCAGUGCUGGCCUGUCCGGCCCACACUGCGGAACGAGCUGGACACCUUCUCUGUCCACUUCUACAUCUUCUUCGGGCCCAACGUGUCAGUGCCGCCAGACCGCCCGGCUGUCUUCGUCAUCAACCUCCUGCCAGUGCUGGACAGUGGCGGGGUGCUCAACCUGGAGCUGCGUCUCAACGUGAGCUCCCUGUGUGGUGAGAAUGUGACAGUGUUUGGGUGUCUAAACCAUGGAGUCCCACUGACAUCCAGUGACAACACCUCGGUCAUCUGUGAGACAGAGUCUCUGGCAGGCUUCCUGCUCUCCGUUAAUGCCACAGCCAGCCUCAGCCGCCUGCGGAUCCCCUACCCACAGACAGGCAGCUGGUACCUGAGUCUGCGCUCACUCUGUGCCACAGAACACGGGUUUGAGCCCUGCACCAACGUGACAGCUGAGGUGUACCUGCGCGCCUACCUCUCACCCUGCAUCAACGACUGCGGCAUCUAUGGCCAGUGCAAGCUGCUGCGCACCAACAACUACCUGUACGCUGCCUGCGAGUGCAAAGCUGGCUGGAACGGCUGGGGCUGCACGGACAACGCUGAGGCUUUCUCCUAUGGCUUCCAGCUCCUCUCCACGCUGCUGUUGUGCCUCAGCAAUGUCAUGUUUGUGCCUCCCGUGGCCAUUGCUGUCCGCAGCCACUACCUCCUAGAAGCUGCUGUCUACAUCUUCACCAUGUUCUUCUCCACUUUUUACCAUGCCUGUGACCAGCCAGGCAUUGUGGUGUUCUGCAUCAUGGAGUAUGAUGUGCUGCAGUUUUGUGACUUCUUGGGCUCUCUCAUGUCUGUCUGGGUCACUGUCAUCGCCAUGGCCCGUCUCCAGCCCAUAGUCAAGCAGGUGCUGUACCUGCUAGGGGCCAUGCUGCUCUCCAUGGCUCUGCAGAUGGACCGUCAUGGGCUCUGGAACCUUCUGGGGCCCAGCCUUUUUGCUUUGGGGAUAAUGGCCGUCGCCUGGACGGCUCGCACCAUCCGUCGCCGCCACUGCUACCCACCAACCUGGAAGCGCUGGGCUUUCUACCUGUGCCCAGGAGCGCUGAUCGCAGCGGCGGCCGUGCUGCUCUACGCCUUCGUGGAGACAGAGGAGAAUUACUUCUACAUCCACAGCAUCUGGCACCUGCUCAUUGCCGGCAGCGUUGGCUUCCUGCUGCCGCCCCGUGCCAAGCCCAGCAGGCGCCUGGGGCCCCUGCCCCGGCGCAAGGGAUGUGGGUACCAGCUCUGCAUCAAUGAGCAGGAGGAGCUGGGGCUUGUCGACCCCGCUGUGGCCUCCAUCAACAGCAUUUGUACCAGCUGAUGCUGAAGCCAGCUCAGACUCCUCUGUCAUGGACAGCAGCCCUGUGGGGCUGGCACCCACUCUCUUUGCUGGCCACCCAUCUCUGGGGGUGCCAGGACUCCUCUGGACAGGCACACAGCCACCUGUGCCAACCUGUUCUUCCAAUUACAGCCUGAUGGAACUUGUC
Messenger RNA from Lonchura striata (white-rumped munia), 3222 nucleotides. RefSeq names its product transmembrane protein 8B (gene TMEM8B). Lineage: Eukaryota; Metazoa; Chordata; Aves; Passeriformes; Estrildidae. Gene Ontology annotation, cellular component: membrane. The record is from RefSeq and is a predicted model, not a curated record.